Molecule: messenger RNA, 1278 nt
Organism: Stegastes partitus (bicolor damselfish)
Lineage: Eukaryota; Metazoa; Chordata; Actinopteri; Pomacentridae
Gene: il10
Product: interleukin 10
Exons: 5
Coding region: 423-983 (186 amino acids)
Biological process (GO): immune response
Cellular component (GO): extracellular region
Molecular function (GO): cytokine activity
Source: RefSeq, a predicted model, not a curated record
GUGCUAUGUCAGAUUUUUUUUCCCUUGACAGUUCAAAAUGAUGAAGUCUAAUAAUAGCACCACCCUGUCUAAUGGGAGGGGUACACCUUUUCAAUGCGUGAUUCUACAAGAAAAAAAAAGAGAGAGAGAAAAAAAAAAAAACCCAGCACGCAUGAAACAUGUUUAACCGUUUCACUUCCAGUUAGUCUCCUCCCUCAGAUAUCGGUUCGAAUUUUGGCUAUAAAUACCGAUAACCGAGGAGCCCUAAAAUGUGCACUUGUCGAUUCUGAGCUCUCCAGCAAGAUUCCUGCCAAGAAGAACUUUUUGGAGGUUGUGGGGUUUUUUUUUCAUCCACCGAGCCAGCAGUAUCUUCACUCCCUGGGGGUCUACUCACCUCAUCCUCUCCAAGGCACAAGACUUCAGCAGUUUGUUCUCCAGCAGCUAUGGCCCUCCGGUGCGUCCUCCUCUCCGUCCUGGUUGUCUCCUGGUUCCUCUGCACUGACUCCACUCCAACCUGCAAUAACCAGUGCUGUCGCUUCGUGGAGGGCUUCCCUGUCAGGCUCAAGAAGCUCAGAGAGGACUAUUCACAGAUCAGAGACUUCUAUGAAGCCAACGAUGACUUAGACACAGCACUUUUAGACCAGAGUGUGGAGGACUCUUUUAAGAGCCCGUUUGCCUGCCACACCAUGGACAACGUUUUAAACUUCUACCUGAGCACUGUCCUGCCAAAAGCUAUGUCAGAAGUGACUGAGGACACCAGGGACCUGAGACCCCACAUGGAGUCCAUACAACAGAUUUUCGACGAGCUCAAGAGCGAUGUCAUCAAAUGCAGAAAAUACUUCUCCUGCAAGAAGCACUUUGACAUCAAUAACCUAAACUCUACUUACACUCAGAUGGAGAGUAAAGGUCUUUUUAAGGCCAUGGGGGAGCUGGAUCUGUUGUUUAACUACAUUGAGACAUAUCUGGCUUCUAAACGGCACAGACACCACUCGACCUCUGCUUGAAGACCUACCGACCCUAAUCAAAAUGUAACCUUUUCACCUCAGGAAAAACGCUGCCUACUUUUUUUUUGCCCAGUGGUAUGCAUGUUGUCAGAUUUUGUUUUAUAAACCUGUUGAUGUCUUUCUUAUUCAGAGACUUAAGUUUCCGUUUUGUCCUGUGGACAUAUUUCUAUUGUGUGAGUCCUGCACUUGAGGGUACAUCAAAACUGUGACUUGUGAAGUGGUGAUAUUUAAUUUUUUUUACCAUGUCAUAUAAUGUAUUUUUGUAUUUAUUUACUAGUAUUUUCAAAGAUAAUAA